AUGGACUCUGAGGAUUCUGACUUUUAUGGUGAUGAUGAGGUUGCAUCGCAGCUCUUACAGCGUGUCGCCGACUUUGACGUGGACGAAUGGGCCCAGCAGCAGCGAGAGCAUCCAGGCCGUCCGCAGCGCCAUACAAACUUCAUCGACGAAGCCUCUCACCUGCACAAUCCAUAUGCCGGGAUACAGUAUGCUUGGCAAUUGACGGAGACGAUUGACGAUUUUCUCACGCGGCUACCGCCCGCAACAACUGACCAGACACCAGAUACGCCAUGGAUCUUUAUAUGCAACCCCUACAUCCAACGGGUACACAAGCAUGAGAGCCAGAGCCAGUUCUCCAAGGGGAAUGAAGAUGAGGCGCCCGAGGAAGAGGGCAGCAAGACGGCUAUCGUCGCUCAAGGUGGUCUGGAGAGGCUUCACUUGGUCACCAAGUUUAUCGAAGGAAUGCAGAGGUCGGGAAAGGCCAAGCCUGUUGUUGAGAGGGAAAUCAGAAAGGAGCAGAAGCAGGCUACCGACGACAUUCUCAAACUGGCCCAUCUCGCUAAGGUGCGAACAGGCAAAUGGCUGUUGUUCUGCCCAGCUUCGGAAGUCAACGAGAUGUGGGAGAUUGUCGCCAAAGCAACUGCAAACAAUGAGCUUGGCAUCGCCGCCAAGGUUGCGCCGCGAUCGCCAUUGGAGGAUCCUCGCAAGGAUCGCAUUCUAUGCAUAUACACAUCCGACUUUUCGGACAAGGCAGACGUUGGGCGCGUCUUGCAAAAAAUGCGCGAGCUGAAGCUCGUAGAGGCCAGAGGCCGUCCUAUAUAUUAUAAACCGGAUGCAUUCACAUAUAUUGGUAUUUCGCACGGCAAUGCGUGGGGGUUGAGGGCAUCUAUUUAUAGCUCUGGCGACGUAUUUCCUCGCCGAGCUUGAGAGGACACCAAAUAGAGAUCAUCUUCUCAAAUUGGUAAAACAACAAGAAAUGUACACUAAAUUGCUGCAAUACUUUGAUACCAAUACCGAAAUAACCAAUGGGAGAUGUACCCAUGAGUAUCAAGCCGACUGAAUAAAACACAAUGUAUGCUAGGACAAGUAGAUACCAAUAUGCUAAACGCCAAGUUUUUUUAAUGACUUUCAUAUCAUGUCACGUCGUGCCAUGCCACGCCAACCCAAAUGCCGCCUCUCUAUAACAGUCCGAUAUAUCCCCGAGGAACCUCCUUCUCUCUAUUUGUAUGGACAUCACGACAACAGCUCGAUGCAAGCUAUGUGACUUGCCGUUCAUCG
Trichoderma harzianum CBS 226.95 is the source of this 1257-nucleotide messenger RNA. RefSeq lists its product as hypothetical. Bases 1 to 906 code for a protein of 301 amino acids. NCBI's taxonomy places the organism in Eukaryota, Fungi, Ascomycota, Sordariomycetes, Hypocreales, Hypocreaceae. The record is from RefSeq and is a predicted model, not a curated record. The transcript is spliced from 4 exons.